Galendromus occidentalis (western predatory mite) is the source of this 2862-nucleotide messenger RNA. RefSeq names its product WD repeat-containing protein 3. NCBI's taxonomy places the organism in Eukaryota, Metazoa, Arthropoda, Arachnida, Mesostigmata, Phytoseiidae. Bases 97 to 2862 code for a protein of 921 amino acids. The record is from RefSeq and is a predicted model, not a curated record. Gene Ontology annotation, biological process: maturation of SSU-rRNA. Gene Ontology annotation, molecular function: snoRNA binding; protein binding. The transcript has 11 exons. Gene Ontology annotation, cellular component: small-subunit processome; Pwp2p-containing subcomplex of 90S preribosome.
UCCCCAUCUACCUCCCAGAUUCUCGGUUAUUAAGAGUGCCGGCGUGAUCCGAUCGUCAAUCUCCAUAGACGGUGGGGUUACAAUCGCAUAUCAGCUAUGGGUGUAACGACUCAGUAUCUUCGUUUUUUCGCGGGGGACUCUUUUGGCGCCAUUUCGAAUUCAGAGGGUCAAGCUGUACUCGUCCCCGUCAAUGAAGUUCAAGAUCGUUAUGUCGCGAGCACGUCUUGCGAGGACGUAACAUUGUGGAACUUGAAAACGAAAAAGAAGCUCUCCGUAUGCAGAGGUGAGAAGAGUGAGGCGACUCGCGUGCAAGUGCUCUGUGGAGGCCUGAUUGCCGUGGGCUACAGUGACGGCGUUGUGAAGAUCUUCUGCUUCGAGGAUGGCUCGCUCAGGGUCACGCUCCAAGGUCACAAGGCAGCCGUUACUUGUAUGGGGAUCGACUCGUCCGGCAGUAAGCUGCUGACUGCCGGCAAGGAUGGAGUAAUCAUCACAUGGGACAUCAUCAAUGAGUGUGGAUUAUACCGCCUCAGAGGGCACAAAGGGCCCAUCACUCAGGUGAAAUUUCUGUCUCGGAACAUCCUCGUAUCGUCGUCCAAGGAUACAUUCGUGAAGUUUUGGGACCUGGAUACUCAACACUGCUUCUACACGCUGGUUGGCCACCGGAGUGAAGUGUGGGAUUUCCUCAUCAUCAACAAUCAAUACCUCAUAACGGGUACAUCAGCCCCGGAACUAUCCGUUUGGGAUUUGAGUGGCGUGGUUCGGACCGAGUCUGAGCGCUCGGACGGGGAGGUUUCCAAGCGAAUACGUGAAGAUUUGCACGAUCAAUCGGAGGAUGAUGGCGAUGGAUCCGGUGUCUCGAGUACGGCUGCUGAGUUCAGGUGCCGAAAGGUCGGAACCAUUCUCCGGCAGGGUAAAGGCAGAACAUGUGGGCUGCACCACGAGGAGGGCAACGCUAUGUUCGGUUGCUAUGGUCAGGACAACCAGAUCGAGAUAUUCAAAAUUCUGACGGAGAGCGAAGUCCGCAAAAAGCACUCGAAACGUUUGAAGAGAGAAAUCAAGCGCAAAGCCGAAGAUGACGACCUCGUUGUAAACUCAGGCGUCACCGUGAGCGAUCUCUUCAAAAGAUUCGGUGUUGUGAAAUGCAAAGGAAAAAUAGCGAGUCUCUCCUCAUGCGUCAAGGGCACAAACUGGCUCAUUCUUGUGGCGCUUAGGAACAAUGCCAUCGAUCUCAUCGAUGUCUCCUUAGAUGAUGAGGGCGAGCCGCAGUUGAGGGACACCCUCAGGCAUCUGGGACAUAGGAGUGACGUCCGCUCCGUCUGCUUCACAUCUGACAACGCAGGAAUACUCUCAGCGUCAGCAGAGCAGUUGAAGCUGUGGAGCGCGGAGUCCCUGCAGUGCAUACGUACUCUCGAUUGCGAAUAUGCGCUCUGCUCCGGUUUCUUACUCGGCGAUCGGCACUGUGUUCUCGGCACAAAACAGGGAAACCUGCAAAUGUUCGAUCUGGCGGCCGGUGAGCUUACGGAAACCAUAGCCGCGCACGAAGGCUCGACAUGGUCCCUCAGCUUCACCCCCGGUAAAAAGUUCCUCAUCACGGGCGGCAGCGAUAAGAAAGUGAAAUUCUGGUCCGUGGAGAUUGAUGGGGCGACCAAGAAAUUCACCCUAAAGCUAUCGAGGUGUCUGGAAUUGCCUGAAGCAGUUACCUGCGUCAAAGUUUCACCUGACGGUGCCUUGCUCGCAGUUGCGUUGUCGGACAAUACGAUCAAGAUUUUCUUCGUGGACUCGCUGAAGUUCUUCCUCUCCUUGUACGGACAUCAAUAUCCAGUGCUGUCUCUUGACAUUUCACACGAUUCUCGAUUACUGAUCUCGGGAUCGUCGGAUCGGAAUGUCAAAAUUUGGGGAUUGGAUUUCGGCGAUUGCCACAAAUCGAUCUUCGCUCACAGUGACUCAGUGAUGGGCGUGCAGUUCUUACCUAAGUCGCAUCAGUUCUUCUCGAUUGGCAAGGAUAGAAUGGUGAAAUACUGGGACGCAGAUAACUUUCAACGGAUAGUCACACUCGAAGGUCAUCAGGCCGAGGUCUGGGCGCUAGCCGUUAGUCCUAAUGGGAAGCACGUGGUAACGGCCGGACAUGACAAGAGUAUAAGAAUUUGGAACAAAACGGAAGAGCCUCUAAUUCUCGAGGAGCAGCGCGAAGUCGAGCGUGAGCUCGAAGCUGAGAAGGAUGUCGUUACUGAGGAAGCUGUGAUUACUAGGGAAGGCGAAGCCGACAUAGGUCUUGCCGGCAAAAGAACCUUGACGACAGUCAAAUGCGCUGAGCGUUUGAUGGAAGCAAUCGAAGUUUUCGGGAAGGAGGAGGAGAAAGAAUUGGACGCCAAAGUGUCAAACAGCAAACCAGCUCCUCCUCACCCUCUCCUGAUGGUACACAAAACCCAGUGUCGCUUCCGUUAUAUGACUGAAGAGAUAAAAAGAAUAACGGCAGCCGAAAUCGAUGAAACUCUGAUUGUCUUGCCCUUCGACCACGUUCUCUCUCUCCUCCGGCUGCUCGUCGACUUGAUCGAGCGAGGAUGGGAUGUCGAAUUCAUGUCCCGCACAUUAUUCUUCCUGAUUAGAAUCCAUUCUGGACAGCUAUUGGCGACACCUGCUGCAGUUCGUACAUUGAAUAAAGCACACAAAGUUCUCAAGGAUCAAAUGGAGAAAAUCGUCAGUGAUGUGGCUCUUAACGUACAAGCCCUAACUUUCAUCAAGCAUGAAGUCGAGGAACGCAAUGCUGAGUCCGCUUUCCAUUCGGCGCUUGACAACUUGCAGAGAAGGAAGAAGAAAGCUCAGAAAAUACGAGAUCAGAAGACAGUCAUAACUGUUUCAUAG